Mauremys mutica (yellowpond turtle) is the source of this 8656-nucleotide messenger RNA. It is a transcript of the gene PURB, whose product is annotated as purine rich element binding protein B. NCBI's taxonomy places the organism in Eukaryota, Metazoa, Chordata, Testudines, Geoemydidae. Gene Ontology annotation, molecular function: purine-rich negative regulatory element binding; RNA polymerase II transcription regulatory region sequence-specific DNA binding; DNA-binding transcription factor activity, RNA polymerase II-specific. The record is from RefSeq and is a predicted model, not a curated record. Bases 2 to 931 code for a protein of 309 amino acids. Gene Ontology annotation, cellular component: nucleus. Gene Ontology annotation, biological process: regulation of transcription by RNA polymerase II. The transcript has a single exon.
GAUGGCGGACGGGGACAGCGGCAGCGAGCGCGGCGGCGGCGGCGGGUUCGGCGGCCCGCGCGGGCCGGGCCCCGAGCAGGAGACACAGGAACUGGCCUCCAAGCGCCUGGACAUCCAGAACAAGCGCUUCUACCUGGACGUGAAGCAGAACGCCAAGGGCCGCUUCCUCAAGAUCGCCGAGGUGGGCGCGGGCGGCUCCAAGAGCCGCCUCACGCUCUCCAUGGCCGUGGCCGCCGAGUUCCGCGACUACCUGGGCGACUUCAUCGAGCACUACGCGCAGCUGGGCCCCAGCAGCCCCGAGCAGCUGGCGGCGGCGGCCGGGCCGGGCGAGGAGGCCGGGCCGCGCCGCGCGCUGAAGAGCGAGUUCCUGGUGCGCGAGAACCGCAAGUAUUACCUGGACCUGAAGGAGAACCAGCGCGGCCGCUUCCUGCGCAUCCGCCAGACCAUCAACCGCGGCCCGGGCCCGGGCUUCCCCGGCCCGCCCGGCCUGCAGAGCGGCCAGACCAUCGCGCUGCCGGCCCAGGGCCUCAUCGAGUUCCGCGACGCGCUGGCCAAGCUCAUCGACGACUACGGCGGCGACGAGGAGGAGCUGGGCGGCCCGGGCGGCGGCGCGGGGCUGGGCGGGGAGCUGCCCGAGGGCACCUCCAUCACCGUGGACUCCAAGCGCUUCUUCUUCGACGUGGGCUGCAACAAGUACGGCGUGUUCCUGCGCGUCAGCGAGGUGAAGCCGUCCUACCGCAACGCCAUCACCGUGCCCUGCAAGGCCUGGGCCCAGUUCGGCGGCGCCUUCUGCCGCUACGCCGACGAGAUGCGCGACAUCCAGGAGCGCCAGCGGGACAAGCUCUACGAGCGCCGCGCCGGGCCGGCCGGGCCGGGCAGCGGCAGCGGGGCCGGCGACGACUCCGACGGGGACGACGUGGACGACGACUGAGCGGCGCCCCCGGCCGGGGAGCCGCAGCCGCCGCCACCCCCAGCCCCGGCCCCGGCGGAGAGAGAAUCCAGCUUCACCGCAGACACCGACCGCCCCCAGGCCCGGCCCCCGCUGCCCGGAUCCCUCCCCGGCCCCUUUCGAGAUCGUGUCCCCCCCCCGCCCCCGCCCCCGCCAUGGAAACCAGCAUCCCGGCGGCCGCGCCGCCGCCGAGCGCUUGAAAAGAAGGGAGAGGCCGCCGCAGCUAUCCAGAUCCGAGGGUGCAGGUCGCGAUGGGGAAGGAGAUCGGGCCUAGCCGGGGCGGGAGGGGAAUCCCGGCAGCUUCGGGCCUAGUGUUGGGACGAGCCUGUUUCCGGACCAACGACCAUUCUGUCCUUUCCUUUGCAGACUUGUUUUCUGGGAUGCAAACUGCUCCGCUCCGGGCGCUGCCGGAACCGGUCAGCGAGCGAGUUCCCGCUGGCAGCGUGCUGAAGAUUGAGACACUUUCUUGUUUUGAUUUUUUUGUUUUUAAACAUGGGGGUUGCGAAGAGGUAGGUUCAAGGAAAAACAGGCAUAAAGCACAAGGAAAGCUGAGUGGAUUGGUUGCUGCUCACUGAAGUUCUUCCCCUUCUCUCCAAGUAAGGUGGUCUUGGAAAAGAAACGGCGUUAGCAGUAGGGAGAAGCAAGAGCCAACUCUCUCUUGGCUCCAGUGGGUUGACCCAGCCAAUAAGUGGAAUCCAGCCUGUGAGCUGGGUUUUUAAAUCUUUAAACCAUAACUUGGUUGAGAACAGCAACAUGUGGCUACAAGUCUAGUCUGUGAAAGAAUGACUGGCACAAAGUGAGACAUGAGCAUCAUUCAUCUUCAGUGGAAAUCAGUGGACAUGUUCGACUAUGAAUCUAAACACCAAGAACCUCAGGUCCAGAAGUCCAUCGCUUGUUCUUUUACAAGUUUUUAAAAAGAGAAGAGAACUCAAUCUGUUUCCUCAGUACCUCACAUUGUGUUAACAGCAGAGUUGGCAAAAAUGCACGGAUGGAUUGUACAGAGCAGCACACAACCUGUGGGAGCUUCAGAUCCAUCGCUGAAAAGGAGCAGAAACAAAAUGAAUAAGCUCUGUGACUAUAAAUACACCCUAGCAGCAUUUUUUUACCACCUUGAAAUUUCACCAUAGACUGGCUACUGCCAAUUCGUCCAGCUGUCACUCCAGAAGUCAGUUGGGGCUCUUUCCAGGGAGCGCCACUUCUGUAUUUUAAAUGGAUUUUUCACUCUAAAAUGAUUUUUUUAGCUAAUCAAGUCAACCCUACCCCUCCAGAAAGGUAUUUCUAGACACCUAGUCACAUACUAGUAACUUUGAACUGAAUGGAGAGUGUGCUAUUCAUUCCAAAGUUCCAGGUAUUACUUGGGUGACAUCAUAGAAUCUUUCAUAUUUUUUUUUAAACUGUGCAUGCCUGUCCUUUAUUUGAGCUGCCUUUUAAUUUAUUGCAUACCCUUAUUACCUUAUGUUGUUAUUACUCUACCUAUACUAUCUUUAUUUUGUAUUUAUUGGAAAAUAAGGAACAUACAAAAGGCUUUUUUUUUUUAAUGCAGUUGUGGCUGGGGGGGGAGAUUGGGUAGGAUUUUAAAAAUAUAGCUUUUGAGAUAACUGAUUUUAUCACUAUCAGAACAUUAACCACGAGUUUGUUUCAGCCACAGACCUGUAUUGUUGCCCUUUUAAAAACUAAUUAUUUCCUCCUGGUGUCCAUGGUAGGUCUUUUUAACACCAAUUUUUAAAGAUAAUUUUUUUUUAAUUCUUCUCCGUUGCAAAGAACCGGGUUUCCUAAACUGUACGGGAGCAAUAGUUUUUCUUGAUGUUUUAAUUACAUCCGUAUACUUGUACUGUAUUUUGUACUCUAAGGCAGCUGUUUUCAAUAAUGUCCUGCUGUAUUUACCUAUGUAUUUCGUUCACAUGUGUUCAGUUCUUUGCUGCGGAGAACAAAUUGCCACCGUUUCAGCAGACAGAAGGGCUGAGACAUCACAGCACUUAGGGGUGUAGAAAACUCUGCGUAACUAAUUACAGAUUGCAGGCAGCCAUGAGAAUUGAAGGCUGCAGACAUUGGGUGUAUAGUGGUGUAAUUUUUCCAUUCAUUUUAAAACUAUGUACAAUUUAUGUAUAGACCAACAACUUGUUUUGUUGCUUCAAUGGUGAUUGACCUUUUUCGUUGCUCAGCUGCAGUGAGCCAAUUCACUUUUUGCGAAGAUGCAGUACCUCUCCUUUUCAAGAGGAUUCUAUUUUUUGGCUGAAUUGCAGUAACUAGCCUUACCUUUCUACUUAUGUGGUAGCGACAGGGUCUUGAUAGUCCCUUGCCAGUGGCUACAUAAGCUAUCAUUAGCUGUCUAGGAAGUAUGUGGAAGUGGACAGAAGCAUAUAUCAUUGUAUGCCAAGAACACGGCCAUAUAUGGCACCAGCUUUGGCAACCAGAAGCAUUUCUUCUGUAGUCAUUAGACCAGAUAAGUGAUGUAUCGAUGUACAAAACUCCUUUACAGCUCAGUUUGGCCUUCCAGCAAACAUCAGGUGUGGUCAGAAUGCAGUGUGUUUCCAGAAGAAAUUUUAUAUUCAAAACUGUUAACCUGCCUGUAUCCAACUAAGCUAUCUUGAAAGGUGGGUUGAUAAGUCUUAACUGCUGUUGAUUAUCUCUUCUUACAGCGGGUUCAUGGCCAGUCUUCCCUCUGCGGGAAGAUGGAGCCCAAUUCUAGUGGCACAAGGCCAUGUUGAGUACAGUGGUUCACUGACUGAGGAAAUCAUUCCCUGUUGUUGGGGGUGAGGCAACUGGAAUCUGGAGACAGGGUAGGUGCGGCCGAAAGGAGGGAGUUUGCCUCAGAACUGCAGAAUUUCUGCAGAGAUUUUUAAUUUUCUAUUGUACUUGGGCCUACUCUGAAUAUUUCUUGUGAGAUGCAAAGAGGAUCAUUCAGAAAUACGUAUUGGGUUAUAAAUUAAGUGGAUUGAUUCUGCUGGGGCUCCAGAAGGUCCCCACAAUCCACAGCCUGUUAAAAAUUACACUGUAUAUUUUACAGUGCAUCAUUCUGACACUAAUUUGUAACAUGUUAGUUAUUCAGAACAGUCCUAUUUCUAUAGAAUCUGGCAUCACAAGAUUGGGAUAUCUCGAUGUGACCAGUAUAUCCAUUUACUCCAGGCAAGCAUGUUAACUGGAUUGUUUGUGGGAUAAUCAAACAGUUCACCUUGAUCCUUAAGCAAGUCCUGUAUAGUUAAAAGGGGGAGGAAAUUUGCUCCAUUCUUGGUGUUACUGCUGGGAUCGAGAAGGUGACCUCUGCAACAAGAAGGGUUGGACACUUCUUUAAAAAAAAAAAAAAAUCCUCAUAAAUUUGGAUUCUGUAGAAAAAUGGCAAAACACCUCUGGAGAGGAGAUUUCCUGAAUUUAUGGAACUUCCAGAUUUCUGUUGCCCCUGGAAUGACGGUUCCAGAAUGCAACUAUGUCAAAGCAUCUGCUGUACAAAACAAAAUGUAAAUCUUGUAUAGCACUAAACCCUCCAAUGUAAAUACUCGAGGCGUACAGGUAUAAAUCCCCGUAGCGUUACGGGUUGGUGUUCUGUUCCAUAGGUGUUUGCUGCAAAAGGAUUCCUGCUGCAGCGGCAGGAGCUGCCUUUAAAAAGCAGGCAGCACUGUCAGUUAUCCAGGAAUUCUUUUGUAAUAAAUCACAGGCCUUGUUAAGGAAGAGAUUCAAGCUUCUGCUUCAGUUUCCCUCCCAAAAAACACGUAAUUAUCCUGUCUGAUUUUCAAACGUUCAGGGUAAGGGGCACAAGAGGCUGGUUACAAUAAAUCCCCUCAUAUUGAGUGGCCCAUCGACGACUGCACACUUUCGAUAUUGUAAUAGCUGAGGAGGACUUGCUAAAAUGUGAUCUUUUCCCAUCUGAAACAAGGGUGUAGAAUCUGAUCUACACAAAGGAUUAUAAAGUGACUGACAACUCACAAACUACUUUGCUCUUGAGAGUGGCAGUUUCUUGAUUAUUUUUUGUUUAAAUUUUGGUGGAAAACUGUUCAGUGCAUAGUAUAUGCACAGACGUCUUCUCUUACAAGUGUAACAGAAUUAUUAUGGUACUUUAUCUGAUGCACAAUUAAUCUCUCAGCAGAUAUUCAUUGAAAAACAGUGUGGCCUUGAGUCUAACUUGUGGGGGAGGGGAGAGGAAAAUCUAGAGGUUUUCCUAUAUAAAAAUGGCACUUUUUUGGCUGUAAAUUGUUGUGAGUUCUUAGUAGUAAACGUUAUCCUGAUAUGCCUCUUCUUAAGCAGGUGAACAAUCUUAGUGUCUUGUCAUAUGCUCUUUGCUACAAACAUUAGUAUAAUGAAAAUAACUGAUCUGAUGUUAGGUUUAACUGUUUGAAUUGAUGAGAAGACCCCCUGGUAAAUGGGUUUUUAAAAGUACAGAUCCAUUUAAGAAUACUGCUAUAAACUUGCCGCGUACGUAAUUUUAGUUGUAGACAGCAGAUCCUCAACCUGUUGCACUCAGUUUCCUCUUCCUCGUGGAGUCAGAUGCUCAUAUCUUUAGGCAGGUGAAUGUCAAAAAGCUGUGGCAGUUUCUGCAUUGUGUGUAUACCAGUCCGAGAGGUAGUGUUGCUCGUUCGGUGUCUUCAGUAGGACGUUUGCCAGGUAAACACCCUGAACCCUUCCCCUGCUCCCUUUCCCAGCGAAUGCUCUAAUCUGAUUCCAGGUCUUCUAAUCUUAUUUAGGAUGCCUGGGAGAACUUUGUGUUGGCAAGAAUACUGUACCUAAAGCUGGGUUUUGAAAAUUACCGGAGACCCAUUUUAUUUGUCUUUUAAAACUGCAUACUGCUGAAAGAACAAUUUUUUUUGUACUGGUUUAUGAGGAUGGGGAAGACAUGACUCUGGUAAAAGAACAGAAGCCCCAUUCCUCUGGUCAGGUUGUGACAAAUCUCACAGCUCCUGCACUUUCUGGUUUCAGCCCACACAAGAAAAUACCAAAAAAGUACUGUGACAAAUGCUGCUUUGCUUUGUGUGUGGUGUUCUGACUGGUCAGACAGCCUUGUACUGAAACCUCAGCCCUCUUGCACAUGGUUUCCACUCCAAAGAGGUUUGGGAUCAGAGGCAGGAAUCGGGACCUCUGAGCAUGGUCACUAAUUACUGCCUCUUACCCAUGUGGUAGCAAUUAUUUUGCCACUGGCACUUAGCUUUGGUUUUUUUUACCUGUAUAUUGUGAAUGGCUUAAUACCGUGUAGUCCUAUUUAAAUUGUAACAUGGAGCAGUGCCUAGAUUCACCCCCCAAAACUCAUGACAAAUUUUGGUCUAAUCCCCUUGCCAAAAUUUCUCUCCGUCUCUUUAAACUGCGAGAGAGACUCUCCCCCGUAUGUUACUAUGAAUGCGCCCAAAUUCUUCAACCUGUCUGACGUGGUGGAUUUUGCAGCAGCCUCAGUGAGUUAAAAGGAGCUAAUGCACCGCAGGCUGAUGGGAUCUUAGUGGUUCCUGACCAUUUAGAAGUACAUGAACUCCCCCACUCUUAAAGAAUCUGUUGCUUUUUACAGCCUGGCAGAGUCCCAGGGAAGACUUGGUACCAGAGGCACAGCGACCUUACGCUGAUGAAGAAACUCAUGCUUUCAAGUGGUCUUUUGCAAGGCUUCCUUGUAAUUCCAGGAGGAUUUUAUUUUUUGAGUUGUAUUUUUCUUAGUCGUUCUCACUGCCUUCCCCUCUCCUUUUUAACCCGUGCAGUGAGUGAGCUCAAGUUUCUUCUUUUAAAAACUGAAACUCACCUGGCGAUCGCAUCGGAAGUUCCACAGAAGGAACAUAAAAGCGACGUGCAUUUGUCACAGGCGACUUGUAAUAUGCUGCUAUCUAGCCUUAAUCUCUUACGUACUGUAUCUACAGAGGAAAGCAGCCCACAGGUAAGCAGUAAGGUGCUCUGCCUUUUCAAAGCUCCUGCAGGUUGCACAGAGGCUGUUUUCUCAAUUACUGCUGCUCUGUGUAUGGCAAGAUAGAGAGAGGGAGUUGAAAUUUGCAAAGAGAGCUUAAUUUCCAACAGCGGCUAUCCCGCCUCAUAUUAACCUCGGAGAAUUUCCAAGGCCAAAUGUUUAAUUUCCUGCUCUGUGCUGUGGUGAAAGGCCCAUCUGGCUCGAAAAUCCUGCCUUUGAUUGUAUGUGGGAAUCACAAGAAGAAUAGAGCUUAGUCUGUUUCAGUUCUUCCUGCUCCUUCCCCCCCACCCCGCUCCAUAAUUGGAACAGCUGGAUUCAAGCAGUGGUAACACUGUUUUAGCAUAAAUAUAUAGAGGAGUCGAAGCGGCUCUGUCUGGGAUUCUAUGGGUGCCAUACCAGCUCUUUUUGUGUGGCGGCCGGGUGGGAGAAGUGCUCAUUAGUUAACGACACUAACAUGUAACACUUCCUCCCUCCCUCCUGGUAUGUUAGAAAUAGAAUGGGUGCUAGUGCCUAUUCUGGUCUGUUACGCUGCUGUCCUUCUGGGCUGAGCCACUGAAGCCAACAGUUACACCAGUGUCAACGUGGUCCCAGAUCAGAAUGGGCAGGGACCUUUUAUUGUGGGGAGGUAGGGAAUCCGCUCCUGAAAAUGUGCUGUACUGGCAACGCUCAUGCGCUGUCCGUCCUCCGAACGCGUUUGGCAUGAUUUGAUUGGUGGCUCUCACGGCUUGGCUGGUUAGAAUAGUGCUGGCUGGAAAGUUAAGGAGGCAAAAAGAUCAGCUUCAUUUUUAUGCCCCCAAGAUGCAUCUCUGCUACCUCCUACCACUGGUAUUAAUGUAACUCAUUGCCAGGAUGUGUCUCCCUAUGCUAGGUGUAGCACACAGCUUCCUUUGUCCUUUGCUCGCAAGUGUCUCAACCUCUGUUGGCCGGUAUUUGUGCAUUUAGAUGACAGCCGGAGCAGUGCAGUACUGUGAGCCUGGCCGGCGAUCGAGGGAGAUGCUUUGCUGGGUGGAAUGUAUGCUUUUUAAGAGGUGGGCACAUCGUUUAAUUUGGUACAAGAUUCAUGAUUGAUUGUGCAAGUGACAUAACGUUGAUCAUACUUGGAUGUAAUUGACCCAUAUGUAAAUAUACACAUGCCUGUACAUUGUAUACAUAGAGACGUCUGUGUACAUGUGUAUGUAUUUAUCAAACCUGUUCUCUGCUCAUAGUAACUGCAAACAUAGAUCUACUUCUCUAAAGCUCCCCUAUAAAUGCUCGAAAUGAAUUUGUAGGAAAUAGGACUGGUGUCAGGAAUAUCUGCUGAGAGACCAAAAAGUUCACUUUUAAGUACCUUGAUUAAAGAAUAAAGUUUAUUCCUCGUUUAUUUUUUUAAUAAAAAAAAAUGCACUUUAACUGGCAAAACACAUGGCUGCAAGGUGCAGUUCAAACCGAUGGAAACAUGUGAAAGUGCAGCAAACCGAUCAGAAAUAUUCCUUUCUCACUUGUCAAGCAAAACGCUGAAAACUAUUCAAACACCUGAGUCCAAGCUGCCCGGUUUUGUCUUGCUGCCUGUUGGUUGAAGCUCAGAUUCUGAUUCCCUUUUUUGAGGCUAGCAGGGCUGCUUUCCAAGAGCAAUGUGAACACAGCCGAGCGACAGGCUGUUGACAAAAUGACGGCAGGUCCUGGAUUUACCACUAGCGAACUAGCGAAGCGAUCGAUGAAAUCAAACCAUGCUAAGAAAGCCUCAUGCUAGUGAGCACUCCGUACAGUAGCAGAUUUUUGCAAAUGGAGUUUUACAGUCUAUAUUUAAAAAAUUGUAUGUUUGUAACAAAUAAAGUAUGCGGAAAAGUGAAUGAACCUGA